This is a messenger RNA of Paramecium tetraurelia, 4047 nucleotides long. RefSeq lists its product as uncharacterized. Lineage: Eukaryota; Ciliophora; Oligohymenophorea; Peniculida; Parameciidae. The record is from RefSeq and is a predicted model, not a curated record. The transcript has 4 exons.
AUGUUUAUACUUUUGCUGAUUCCAUAUCUGAUUAAUGCUAAAUCUAAUUUUAUAAACAUUGGAAAAACAUAUGAAGGAUAAUUAAAUUUCAAGACUGACAACUCACUUGGCCACAGUUAUUACUUUGAAAUUUCUGAGCUCUUGGAUAACGCAGAUAUCAUCAUUAUUGUUAGUCAAUAGACUCCUUAAGGCGAUCCCAAUAUCUUUUUGUCCCUCUUAAAUCCUGAACCAUAUUCAAUCGAACAAAGCGAACUAGGAUAUUGUUUAUCGCAAGGAAGCGACUUGUGUGUCAUCGACAAAAAGGACAUUUAAAUUGAUAAACACUAUUAUAUUGGAAUUACCUGUUUUGAAGAUUGCAAAUAUACCUUAAAGGUGAAUUAUGAUUUAGAAUAAAAAAUGUCAAUGAGUAAUUCAAUAUUCAACUAUUUAGAUGAUCUAUUAAGAUUUAAGAUGAAUGAAGGAUCUUCAAGUUAGAUUGUGAAAAUUUAAAUUGAUCACACCCUCAAUAUUGAGGAAUUGGAAAUUACAGGCGCUAUCAUUAAUUACUUUGAGAUAGAAAAUCCUUUUCAUAUGUAUUUAAAUGUGGGUGACACCCUCCCAAGUUCAUAACAGUCAGAUUACGUGGGUAAAGAUUUCUUGAAUGGUCUCAAAUAUCUUAUUUUACCUUGGGUUGAAAUCAACAAUUCUUCCAUUUUAACAAUUAUAGUGGAAUCGCAGAUAGGAUCAUUAAUUGAAUUAAAAACUAAAACGAAUGAGAGAAUAAGAAAAAGAUCUUACGAUAUUCUGAUCUCAGGGGAAGUGGAUUUAAAUUCGUUUCAUCAUUAUUAAAUUGAGAAGAAAUAAAAUGGAUAAGAAAUUACUUAAAAUUAUUUGUCAAUAUAAUUGAAGCCCUAUUCAGGUUUAAUUACUGUCUAUUUUAACUUUAAAUAAGAAUUGCCAUUAUCCUUUGAAGAUUAUGAAUACAAAUAUAAAAUAAACUAAACUUCCAUUAUCUAAUUUUCAGAUUUGGACUUAAAAAAUUAUAUGCAGAUUAAAUCUAUCGAUAUUAUCAUUUUUGGUAACGAAUUAUCAAGUUAUUAAUUUAUUGUUAUUCCAUAGAACAAGAUUGAGCAUAUAAAAUAAAAUAUAUAUUAUUAGGGGAGAGUCUAUAAGGAUUAAUUUCUUUAAGUGUCUUUCGAUCUAAGAUCUGACUUAAUGAGUGGUAAAUUUAGCUUAUAAAUGGAAUCUGAAAACAAUGAUGUUGUAAUCAUUAUAAAAAAAAGCCGAAUAUAAGAUGAAAAAAUACCAGAAAUAGAUAUUAAAAAUAAGGAUCAACUUGAAUCUGAGGAUCCUUCAAAACUAUUCAUUUUCACUAAAAAAGAUAAGUAAAGCCUAAGUUUCUAACCUGAUUUUUCCAUUUAAGCCUUUAAUGUAAAUAUUGGGCUCUACACUCUUGGAAUCUAUUUGAACGAAAGUGAAAGGAAUUUUAGUUCUUACUCUUUUAUUUUGCGAAGUGAACUAAAAUUUAAACGACUGAAGGAUAAUACUCCGUAUAAAAGUGUUGUUACAAAAGAAUCUUACUCAUAUUUUUAAUAUGUUCUGAAUCCUAUCGAAAAUUUCGAAGAAAUGCAAAUAAUGCUAAUAUCAAUAUAGGGUUCUUACGUUCUUUUAUCAUCUACUAAAGAUUAUCCUAAUAAAACCAACUAUGAAUAAAUUGGAGACAAUGAUGUUAUCAUUUAUCGUCUUUAGGAAACCUUAAAGAAUCCUCAAGUCUACUUUAUUUCAGUAUAUUGUUAGACUGCUGGUAUUUUUACAAUUACAGUCGUAAUUAAGAUUGCAAACAAUCAGAAAUAAUUGGGCACCUAUCCUUGGGAAUACACUUAAAUAUUCGAAGGGGAUUCUUAAUUUCACGUACUAAAUAAUGAUAACAAUUAAACUGUGGGCCUAUUCAAAAUUGACCUCACACAGUAAUUAGAUAUCAGAUUAAAUUCAAUUAAUUCAUUCAAUAAAAAAAAACAACUUAUCAGUAUUCAUAUUCUAUCACCUCUGGGUGGGAUCGUGAUGCAUGGAUUUGUAAGUCCUUCAUCAAAUAAGAAUGGGUCUAUAUGGACAGAUCCUAUAGAGAUUUAAGUUUAUUUGUAACAAUUGAAUGGUGAAUAAGCUGUAUUUCUAAGAAUAGAGUUGCAAGAACAUUACAACUAUUCAACUUAUAAGAUAGCUAUUCAUUCAAUGUUUUAGAGUUAACGCUAAGUUUAAGAGAUAAUUGAAAAUGAACAUUACUUUGGUUAUAUUGAAUAAAUGGGAUAAUUGUUAUUAUUUAGAUACAAUUAAGUGCAAGACUAUUCAAUAAUUAAAAACACUGAAGAUAAGGGGAAUAGCAUAAGAGUUUCAGUUAUUUUAAAGAAUGAAACUCUAACAACAUAUGAGUCCACAUUAUUAAUUCCAAAGGAGAAGUUGAAAGAAGAAAGAUGCAAAAAGGAAGAUUUAGAAUUAAAUUAUUGUUUUUUUUAUAUUCAAAUAUCUACCAAAAAGUCAGGCUUUUAUACUUUAAUUAUCUCUCAUGAAAAUAAUGAAAUAUCACUCCAUAUGGAUUAAGUUAUCUACCACAAAUUACCUAAAGAGAGUGAUCAUUAUUAUUCUUUAAUUGAUGAAAGGGAUUCCAAUAUUAUUGUUAAAAAUCUUAAUCAAAAUGUUUAGCUCUAAAUAUUGGUGAUUAUUUUCUAAGCAUAAGCUAAUUAAUUAUACCCCUAUCCAUAAGUUGAAACCGAAUCCAAUUUAUUUAAGGUGUCAAAAAAUUUCAAUGGGUUUCAUACUAGUUAGGUUUCUAUUUUUAAGGAUGAGGUUGCUAAAUAAUUCAACUCCUCAAAUAGAUGCAUGAUAGCAAUUACGAUUAGACAAGUUCCUCACUUUAAUUAUACAAUUAAUUCAAAUAGUGUGUAUUCUAUAAUAUAUUCUUCGGGAAGUAGACAAUUGUCAUUGAAGAGUUUUCUACCUGGUAAAAUAUCGAAAGGAUAUACAGCUUAUUAUAGAGUAUAAAUUACAGAUGAGGAUACUGAAUUAAUAAUAUUGUUAUAGGAAAACAACCUCUGUGAUGCUACGAUAAUAAUAUCGAAGGAUGAAUUCCCAAAUGAGGAAAAGCAUGACUGGGUUUACCGUCAUUUAUAUUAGAAGAAUAUUACAAUUUCAAAAUUUAAUAAUAUGUAUGAGAGCCUGAAGGGUAUUUAUUAUAUAGGAGUAUUUGGGGAAUCAGAGUGUGAAUAUUUUAUUACUUAUUAUUUGGAAGAUUCUAAAUAGCCUUAAGAUUAUUUCAAAGACACUAAUUAAUUAAUUCCUUUUUAAUUGAAAUAAAACUAGAAAUAAUUAGUUACUUCAAGCAAUGAUACGAUUUGGACAUUCAGUUGCAAAACUGUUGGAAGAUUAUUAAUUUAAAUGUAAUAUCUUACUUAGAAUGUCACUAUAAAAGGUUACGAUAGGCCAGAACAAGUUAAUUCAAUAUAUACUCCUUUAGUCAUUCUAUUUCAGAAUAGCUUAUAACUGAUUGGUUACUUUCCAGUACAAAAAGUAGGCAUUUACACCAUUUAAACAUUAAUAGAAAAUUAAACAAUGCACAUAAAUUAUGAAGUUAAAUACUAAAUAAAGGCUGAAUUGAUUGGUGAAGAUUCAAUUCUGCCUGAUUUUUCAAAUUUCACCAAAAAUCAAAUAACAGAAAUAAUUACAGAAGAUGAUGAACAUAUUAUCCAUGCUGAUCCACUUAGGAUAGAUUUGAUGAAUUCAUCAUAUUAAGUUGAAUAAAUUAAAUAUCAACUUCUAUUUGUAGACUCUAAUUCAGAUAAGUCUGUCUACUUCUUAGAUACUUAUGAUAUAAACGAUCAAGCCAAGUAGAGGAGUCAAAAAUAAGCAAUUGAUACAAGAACAACCCAAAUAUCAUCCAAAAGACAGCUUGAUUCUUAUGUAUCUUUAAUGAGUUAGGGUAUUGAUUAUAUUAAUACUACAUAUUCAAUUCACGCAAUAGGUAAAGGAAUUAUUAAAUUUAGCUACUGUUACUCUGUAUAAUCUAGAAAGGAUUGA